AUGAUGAUGCGCAAGCACGACCUCUCCAGCGACAAGGUGCUCGACGCCACGCUGGUCAACGCCGACGGCGAGCUCCUAGACAGGGCCGGCAUGGGGGAGGACCUCUUCUGGGCCAUCCGGGGCGGCGGCGGCGGCAACUUCGGCAUCGUGCUCUCGUGGAAGGUCCAGCUCGUGCAGGUCCCGUCGACGGUGGUGGCGUUCAACGUCGCCAAGACGGUGGAGCAGGGCGCCGUGGACGUCCUCACCAGAUGGCAGGACGUGGCGCCGUGUCUGCCCAGCGACAUCACCCUAAGGGCGAUCGUGCGAGGGCGGCAGGCCAUGUUCCAGGCCCUGUACCUCGGCGGGUGCGGCUCGCUGGUGGCCAUGAUGGACGACCAGUUCCCGGAGCUGGGCAUGACGAGCGCCGACUGCCAGCCGAUGAGCUGGGCGCAGUCGGCGGCCACGCCGUUCCUGAGCUUCGGCAGGAACGGCACGCUGGAGGAGGCGCUCCUGAACAGGACCACCGGGCUGAGCAGGUCCAACAAGGGCAAGUCGGACUACGUCCGGCGCGCCAUCCCCAAGGCGGCGUGGGAGGACAUCUUCCCCUGGUUCGCCAAGGCCGGCGCCGGGUUCAUCCUGCUGGAGCCCCACGGCAGGUUCAUGAGCGGCAUCCCCGCCGCCGCGACGCCGUACCCGCACCGGAACGGCGUGCUGUACGUGAUGCAGUACAUCGUGACGUGGCCGCAGGAGGGCGGGGACAGCGGCACGGUGGCGACGGCAUGGAUCCAGGGCCUGUACGAGUUGAUGGGGCGCUGCGUGAGCAAGAACCCUCGGCGGGCGUACGUCAACUUCCGGGAUCUGGACGUCGGGCAGAACGACGAGGCCGGCACGUUCAAGGGCGGCGAGGCCUGGGGCGAGCGCUACUUCGUGGGCAACUACCGGCGGCUGGCGGCGGUGAAGGCGGCCGUGGAUCCCACCAACUACUUCAGGAACGAGCAGAGCAUCCCACCGUUGCAUUGA
Messenger RNA from Triticum turgidum subsp. durum (durum wheat), 999 nucleotides. Lineage: Eukaryota; Viridiplantae; Streptophyta; Magnoliopsida; Poales; Poaceae. The record is from the annotation of a GenBank genome assembly.